Messenger RNA from Solanum dulcamara, 1034 nucleotides. Its product is annotated as dehydration-responsive element-binding protein 2F. Gene Ontology annotation, molecular function: DNA-binding transcription factor activity; transcription cis-regulatory region binding. NCBI's taxonomy places the organism in Eukaryota, Viridiplantae, Streptophyta, Magnoliopsida, Solanales, Solanaceae. Gene Ontology annotation, cellular component: nucleus. The record is from RefSeq and is a predicted model, not a curated record. The coding region runs from base 97 to 1014 and encodes 305 amino acids. The transcript has a single exon. Gene Ontology annotation, biological process: positive regulation of DNA-templated transcription; response to stress.
UGGAAAAAAAAUACUAUGGUUUCCCGUACGACACUGACAGUCUAGUCUAGCGUGUUGAACGGGCUUUCAAGUAAUCAGGCGGAAGUGAGGUUGCUCAUGGACAGCUACAAAAGAAAUCCACUAAAACCAUGGAAGAAGGGUCCGGCAAGAGGGAAAGGGGGGCCGCAGAAUGCGUUAUGUGAAUACCGAGGUGUUCGACAGAGAACAUGGGGAAAAUGGGUAGCAGAAAUCAGAGAGCCUAAAAAGAGAACUAGGCUAUGGUUAGGAUCUUUUGCUACAGCUGAAGAAGCUGCAAUGGCUUAUGAUGAAGCAGCAAGGAGAUUAUAUGGACCAGAUGCUUACCUUAAUUUACCACACAUGAGGGCUAAUUUCAAUCCAUUGAACAAAUCACAAAAGUUCAAAUGGUUUUCUUCAACAAACAACUUUGUUUCAUCAUUAAUCCCUAAUACCACUGGCUUACUCAACUUAAGUGCUCAACCUAAUGUUCAUGUAAUUCACCAAAGGCUUCAAGAACUAAAGAGAACAGAGGCCGCGGUGGCAGCAUCUUCGAGUUCAUCAAUCUGCAGUGAUCCUAAAAAUGAAAUUCAAAUCUAUAGUAAAUUACAACCUCAGUACUUGACAAGUCCGCAAGUGAUCAAGGAGAAGGAAGAUGAAUUCUCAUCAAACAACAAUGCAGCGAUUCGUGGUGAUCAAGCUGAGAAGCCUCAGAUUGAUCUGAAUGAAUUCCUUCAACAGAUAGGAAUACUGAAAAGAGACGAUCAUCAACAGCAGCCUAAUAAAAAUCACAAUCAUGAUCAUAACAAUAACAUCAGUAAUUUCACAGAGUCAGGAGUUUCACUAAAAGAAGAUAGUUCGGUAGCUCAUUUAUUUAGUGAUACAACAAGUUAUAAUUGGGACGCAUUAGGUGCAAUAACAGGUAUAGAAGAUCAUGAGGCAGCAGCAGCAGCAGAGGCUACUAGCUUUUAUAAUGUGAAUGAUGGCCUUGUGUUUCCAUCUUCAAUAUGGAACUUUUGAAAGAAUUUAUCUUAUAUACA